This is a messenger RNA of Physella acuta, 659 nucleotides long. RefSeq names its product macrophage mannose receptor 1. Lineage: Eukaryota; Metazoa; Mollusca; Gastropoda; Physidae. The record is from RefSeq and is a predicted model, not a curated record.
AGAAUACACUCAUAUUUGUACAACAAUACUAUAAAACCCGGCCCUCACAGCCUUUAGGAUACAUCCUCUCGGCUGUUCCUGAAGAGAUUCGACCAACAUGUUGCUGUUCAUCGCUCUGUUGCUUCACGUCUUCUCCGGCUUUGCUUCUAGUAGCUAUUCGGAAGAACCAUCUAUGUGUUCAAUGUUGACUUAUACGGGAGCUUACAAUGGACACAAGUAUUUUAUCUCCAACUUUUACUACAUAAAUGCACAACAAGCUCUCGAUGUAUGCUCAUCAUGCGGCAUGUACCUGGUAGAGGUCAAUGAUAAAUUUGAGUACAAUUUUGUGGUAAACGUUUCCAAGUCUUACAAAAUUUAUGAUCUUCUGCUUUCUGGAUCUGACGCGAUUAAACAGAAGACUUGGGUCUUCCCAAACAAUGCACCGGUCAUAUUUUUCGAAUGGGGGUCGGGUGACCCGAGCAACGGCGGAGGUGAAGAUUAUCUGGCCAUUAGUAAUCGUAAUGGCUAUAAAAUGCAUGACAUGAGAGAUCCACCAACUACAAUUUGCAGAUUUCUUUGUGAAAGGGCGACUAACCCUGAUGAUCCGCUUGACUUGGUUAAAUAAAAUUGUAACUUGUUGUCAAUCAACAGAGUUCUAAAUUAAACACUGAUUUCAAAGC